AUGCCUCGAGAUCCCCUCAUUGGCCUUGUCGGAAAGCCCUCGGCUGGUAAGAGCUCGACGCUCAACAGCUUGACGGACGCCACAUCCAAAGUUGGCAACUUCCCAUUCACCACAAUUGAUCCUCAGCGAGCUAUUGGCUACCUUCAGAUCGAGUGUGCUUGUACCCGUUUCAACGUAUCAGACAGAUGCAAACCUAACUACGGUGCCUGCGUGGAGGGUCGCCGUUCUGUGCCCAUCGAACUUCUUGACGUUGCUGGCCUGGUUCCUGGUGCUCACGAGGGUCGUGGCUUGGGUAACAAGUUCCUUGAUGACUUGCGUCACGCAGAUGCCCUUAUCCACGUUGUUGAUGUUUCCGGUACUGUUGAUGCGGAAGGCAAGGAGACAAGAGGCUAUGACCCCUCAGUGGAUAUUGCAUGGCUGCGCAGCGAGAUUGUAGCUUGGGUUCUCGGUAAUCUUAUGCAAAAAUGGGGAUCUAUCCGACGAAGACACCAAGCCAUCAAAGCAACAGCCACGGAAACUUUGCAAGGUCAGUUCUCCGGUUACGGAUCAACAUCGACGACUGUGAACCGUGCUUUGGAUCGUUGCGGUGUCAAGGAGCCUUUGGAGGAUUGGUCGAACGAAACUGUCGAAAUGGUUGUCAAUGCCUUCAUCGACGAAAAGUUCCCUACAGUCAUUGCGCUCAACAAGAUUGACCAUCCGGAUGCCGACAAGAACAUCGCCAAGAUCGCCAAGCAGCAGGACCCAAACACCAUUGUACUGUGCUCGGCUAUCUCGGAAAUCUUCUUGCGAAAGAUGGCCAAGCAGGGCUAUAUCAAGUAUGUCGAAGGUAGCGAAUUCGUUGAUACCAAAGAGGAUCUGAUAGAGCAAGGCGAUCCUACUGGCGGCGGUCUCAAAGACCUUGAUGAGAAGAACCGCACCCGAAUUGAGAACCUCAAGGAUAUGGUACUCUACCGCUUUGGAUCUACAGGCGUUGUACAGGUGCUUUCGAAAGCCGCCGAGCUGCUUGGUCUCGUCCCUAUCUUCCCUGUCCGGAACACGUCCACCUUCAGCUCUGGCGCCUCAGAGUCCAAGUUUGUCUUCCGAGACUGCGUUCUUGUUAAGAAAGGGAGCACUGUUGGAGAUGUGGCCCGCAAGGUUAUGGGUGAUGCACCUAUUGCCUUUGUUGAAGGUGCUGGAAAUAUCCGAGUAUCUGAAGACGAUACCGUUGCUGUGGGCAAGAAUGAUGUCUUGUCUUUUAAGGUCGGAAGAGCCUAG
Fusarium poae is the source of this 1254-nucleotide messenger RNA. RefSeq lists its product as uncharacterized. Lineage: Eukaryota; Fungi; Ascomycota; Sordariomycetes; Hypocreales; Nectriaceae. Bases 1 to 1254 code for a protein of 417 amino acids. Gene Ontology annotation, molecular function: ATP hydrolysis activity; GTP binding. The transcript has 4 exons. Gene Ontology annotation, cellular component: cytoplasm. The record is from RefSeq and is a predicted model, not a curated record.